AUGUUCCGCGCUACUAGCUCCCGCAUGGCUGGCUUCGUGUUCCGUGAGAACCGUGUGCCUUACUACCAGCGUCUUUUCCAGAACCACGAUGGCAAGCGCCAAUGGUGGAAGACUUCUCGCUCCGGCUACAUUAUGUACCCCUACCUCAUCUCCGUCUACGGCCUCGGUGCUGCUACCACCUACGCCAUGUGCCGCAUGGUCUUCGGCCACAAGACCUGGAUCUAA
Messenger RNA from Penicillium soppii, 225 nucleotides. Its product is annotated as cytochrome c oxidase subunit 7. Lineage: Eukaryota; Fungi; Ascomycota; Eurotiomycetes; Eurotiales; Aspergillaceae. The coding region runs from base 1 to 225 and encodes 74 amino acids. The record is from RefSeq and is a predicted model, not a curated record. The transcript is spliced from 5 exons.